UAUUACAGUUCACUACAACAGGUACAACAUUUUCAGGUGGUCUGAUAUGAGUGAUUUUCCCACAGAAAAUGUAUGGUUUACUCUAUUUUUAUUCCUAUCCAGUUUAACUUUAAAAUGGUUAGAUUCACAACAAUAUUGUUUACUUCUGUGAGAAGGUACAGUCCAACAUUUAUUGAUAGUUUACGGAUAUAUGUGAGAGGUGGAACAGGAGGUGCUGGUUUGAUGCACCUUGGCGGAAUAGGAGGAAGGGGUGGAGAUGUUUUCAUAGUCGGAACACCAGACUCUGAAUUUUCAUUGAAAGAUUUGAAAAAUAAAUUUCCUGAAAAACGAUUUUCUGCCGAUGCUGGCGAGCCGAGUUCACGUCGCUCACUCAGCGGUUGGAAUGGCAGGAGUAUUUUCAUUCAAGUUCCACAGGGGAUAACUAUUUUUGAUGCAGACACUGGAAAAAAAAUUGGUAUAGUGAAUAAAGCUGGAGAUCGGUUAUUGGUAGCAAGAGGUGGUAAAGGCGGUGACAGAUUUAAUCGUUUUCAGUCACGAAAAGGAGAAAGUCGGAAGUUGGUUCUCGAUUUGCGUCUCAUUGCGGAUGUCGGUUUUGUUGGAUUCCCAAAUGCUGGCAAAUCUACACUAAUGAAUGCUAUUUCAAAAGCAACGCCUACAAUUGCAGACUAUCCUUUCACAACUCUCCGGCCACAUAUUGGUAUUAUGGAAUAUCCUGAUUUUCGUAGAAUAUCUUGUGCUGACUUACCAGGUUUGAUCGAAGGGGCACAUAUUAACUUAGGAAUGGGUCAUAAAUUUCUUAAGCACAUUGAACGGACAAAAUUGUUACUUUUUGUAGUGGAUGUUUUUGGUUUUAGUUUAUACACAAAUCAUAAUUUACGUGAUGCUUUCGAAAACGUCCAACUUUUAACAAAAGAAUUAGAACUAUAUAAUAAAAAAUUAAUCAGCCGACCAGCCAUUUUAAUUUUUAAUAAAAUGGACAUGGAGGGUGCCAAUGACAAACUUGAAAUAGCUCUUGAAAAACUCUCAUCAUGGGAAAAUUAUGUAGAUUCACUCCCAGAAGAUAUGAUUCCAAACCGACAAAUGAAUUUUUCGAGUAUAUUAAGCAUAUCUGCUAAACAAGGGACAUCAUUAUAUGAAUUGAAAGACUCAAUUCGUCAAGCAAUUGAUGAAAUCGUCACACCAAAGUUACGUCUUACAGGUGAUGAAAAUAAUAAAGAACUGGAGAAAUUACAUGAGAGGUCUCUUGAAACAAAUCUUGUUCGAAAUGUUAUUGUUUAAUAAUAACAAAACGUUCCAUGUGGGAACUUUAAGUUCAAUAAUAAAAAAGGUAAUAAUGAUGCUCUUUA
Styela clava is the source of this 1346-nucleotide messenger RNA. RefSeq names its product GTP-binding protein 10-like. The record is from RefSeq and is a predicted model, not a curated record. Gene Ontology annotation, molecular function: GTP binding; magnesium ion binding; GTPase activity. Gene Ontology annotation, cellular component: mitochondrion. Lineage: Eukaryota; Metazoa; Chordata; Ascidiacea; Stolidobranchia; Styelidae.